AUUUGCUGAUCAGUCUCUCUGGACGCAUUCUGCAGGAGGUGUUGCAGUUGCUGCAAUGUGGCUCUUUGAAACAACCAGUGUGAUAAUGGUGAUUACUCUCACGUCGCCAGGUGAUUGUGGGAGAGAUUGGAUGGUGACUUUCAACAAUGCAGGUCCAUGUGCCUUAAAAGGGUCAUCAGUGGUGUUUGGAUGCAGUUAUGACUACCCCGCAGACCAGACUGUAACAAAUACCUUCUGGAAGUUCAGGACUCAAAAUGAUGACACAAAUUUCUUUGAGGCCCAGCAAUACAGAGACCGUGUAGAAUACCUUGGAAAUGAAAAACACAACUGCACCUUGAGAAUGAAUAACCUAAUAAGUAGUGAUACAAAUUCCUAUUUCUUCAGAUUUAAGACAACUAAUAAUGCAUGGAGCAGUACAACAUCAGUUUCACUAACUCUGACAGGGCUGACAGCUGAAGUGAACCCUGCCACUGUGAGAGAGGGAGAGAAGGUGACACUAACAUGUAGUACAACCUGUACACUGAGUGACCCUCCCACUAUUGUCUGGUUCAGGGAUGGACAAUCAGUAUCAAAAACAGAGUUUCAGGCAAAUAGUGAGGAUUCUGGUAGAUACCGAUGUGCUGUUCAAGGUCAAUAUAAUCUCUCCUCUGCUCCAGUGUCUCUUGAUGUCCAAUAUGCUCCAAAGAAUGUCACAUUGUCGGUCCGUCCAUCUGGAGAUGUUACUAAGGGUAACUCAGUCACUCUCAACUGCAGCUGCAGUGCAAACCCCCCCGUGUUGGACUACCUCCUGUAUAAGGAGAGUGGACAGGGCUUCACCACUGUGGCUGGGUGGCAGACUCACACCUUUUCUAACAUCCAGCCAGGGGACAGUGGAUGGUACUACUGUAAUGCCAGCAACAGUAUCAACACAGUCAGAUCUAAUCUAACUACCCUCAAUGUUCAAUACCCUCCUGAGGACACCUCUGUUUCAGUCAGUCCCUCUGGUCCAGUGGUAGAGGGAAGCUUUGUGAACCUGACCUGUAGCAGCCAUGCUAACCCAGCAGUGAGCUACACCUGGUACAGAGUCAAUGGGAAAAGCCCUAUCCAGUCAGGGACUCAGUUGAUACUUGAGAAGAUCUCUCCUGAUAACUCAGGGAGGUAUUACUGUAAGGCACAGAACAAACAUGGAGCCCACAACUCAUCACUCCUGUUUCUUGAUGUUCUGUAUCCCCCAAGGAACACCUUGGUAUCAAUCAGUCUCUCUGUCCCACUGUUAGAGGGAAGUUCUGUGAACCUGACCUGCAGCAGCCACGCCAACCCAGCAGUGGAGAACUACACCUGGUUUAAGAAGGAUGGAACAGACACCUCACAGACAGGGUCAGGAGAGGUGUUGAGAUUGACCUCUCUAACCUCCUCUGACAGUGGACAGUACUUCUGUGAGGCCAGGAACAGAGAAGGGGCUCACAAGUCUACCGUGGUGUCUCUGACCAUACAGAGUGCCAAUCAUGCUACAAAUACUUUCCAAAUAGCAGUUUACAUUGGUUCCGCGGCCACAGUUUUCAUGGUGAUCGUACUUCUUGUGUUCUUAUGGAUGUGGAAGAUCCCGUUCAAAUUAUGUCAAAGGACUGUUGUGGACAUAGAGGACGAUCAAAACUCAGUCUUAUCCAGAAAAAGGACCAGUAAUGACCCAGCCACACAGGAAACUAGAACAGAGGAACAGGAAAAUGCCCUCUAUGCCAACAUUCAACUGCCUCCCUCUCACAUCCACCACCAAGACAGUUCUCUGUACUCUGUGGUCGAGCCACCAGCUCUGCAGAACCCUCCUGAACCUCAGUACGCUACCUUUGACUUCCAGCAGUUCCGCAGCUCCAUCGACGAGGCCCAAUUCUCCCGAUGCCAUAAAGAGGAUGAUGUUGUAUACUCCACAGUGAAAGCCAUAAAGGCCAACGUGACAGACAACCUCCAGUACGCCAGCAUCCAUUUCCCCCUCCCCAGUCCUACUGCCAGGCUGGAAGAAAGUUUAGAGGUGGACCAUUCUGUUAUCUACUCCACUGUUGCCAAACCAGAAGACUGAACAUAUCCUUUCAUAAUGUUGAAUAAACUAAGCUGCAUUGGAACGCAAGUUAAGAUAUGUAAAGUGUGCAAUUAAUAAGUCGUUAUGGUAAUAGAGUUACAGUGCCUUCGGAAAGAAUUCAGACCCCUUGACUUUUUCCACAUUUUGUUACGUUAUAGACGUUAUUCUAAAAUGGACUAAAUACAUACAAAUUCUCAGCAAUCUACACACAAUACCC
Molecule: messenger RNA, 2270 nt
Organism: Oncorhynchus gorbuscha (pink salmon)
Lineage: Eukaryota; Metazoa; Chordata; Actinopteri; Salmoniformes; Salmonidae
Product: B-cell receptor CD22-like
Exons: 11
Coding region: 56-2053 (665 amino acids)
Source: RefSeq, a predicted model, not a curated record